This is a messenger RNA of Gigantopelta aegis, 2120 nucleotides long. RefSeq names its product kelch-like protein 10. The coding region runs from base 13 to 1605 and encodes 530 amino acids. The transcript has a single exon. Gene Ontology annotation, molecular function: protein binding. NCBI's taxonomy places the organism in Eukaryota, Metazoa, Mollusca, Gastropoda, Neomphalida, Peltospiridae. The record is from RefSeq and is a predicted model, not a curated record.
UGCCUUUUUACCAUGGAGGACGCUCAAGCACAACUUCUCGUAAACAUCCAUCAAGAGAUCGUCAGUGGUACAUUCAGUGAUCUCCAAAUUAUAUGUAAUGACGGAACAACAUCUGGAAGCCGCAUCGUCUUGGCAGCAAUGUCUCCAUUCUUCCACGCCAUGUUUACUUCAGAUAUGUCAGAAAGUAACACAGGCGUCUUGAACCUUCCAUCUGUCUCUUCGUCAACAUUCAAAGAUAUUCUUAAAAUGUAUUUGUGCAAAAUUGAUCUUGUAAAUGAAAACAAUUGCAUGCAGGUAAUAGAUGCUGCCGAGAUGAUGCAGCUUGAUCACAUCAAACACCUAUGCAAAAUCUACCUGAAGGACGGUCUGGUACUCACCAACGAAAACUGUCUAAGUUGGUGGAGAUUUACGAAACCCUACAAUCUACUCGACUUUUUCAACCGUGUCUUGUGCUUCCUGACCGAUAACUUGGCUGAUUUUGUUCAAACAGAAAAUGUUGUUCAUUUGUCGAAGGCAGAACUUUUGGAAAUCAUUUCAAAAAAUGAUUUUGAAUGUGAAGAAGCUAUCAUUUUGAAAGGUGUUAUGAAGUGGAUUGAACAUAAUAAACCGGAUGCAGACGACGUCAUAGUUCUAUUUGAAAAUGUACGGCUAGAAAACGUUGAUUCACAGUUUCUGAUUAAUGAAGUUUUGUUUUCAGAUAUUGUUUGUAGCAAUAAGCCUGUUCAGCAGAAGAUACAACAAGUGUUAAGUUUACACUAUCGAGUCCCAGAUUGCUCAAGGUUGAGAUCUCAAAGACCUGACGUCUUCGUUCUCCAUCAUAACAAAACGUCACUUCUGUCUUGUUUCACGUCAGACGACAAGUGGGAAGACGUUCCAAAGGCCCCAGUAGAUCCCGGAAUAUGGUAUUCUGCAGCAAGGCUGGGCGACAAUAUUUAUAUUACUGGUGGGAAUAUGCAGCCGAACUGUACAUUAAUGUUUGACUCUAUUAGAAAACUGUGGACAGUAGGUCCACGUCUUACAGCUGCCCACUUCAAACACUGUAUGGCCACGGCUAGGUCCAAAGUAUACGCAAUUGGUGGUGAGUACAGUAAUACAAUAGAACAGCUGAGCGAGCAUCCGAGUGCCGUGCACUGGCAGGUUGUUGGGGAUUUGGGACAAGCCAGAUGUCAUUGUUUCCAUGUAACUGUUGAUGACAACAUUUUCAUUUUGGGGGGAAGGAUUGGCGAAAAGAAGUCAGAUGUGAUCCAGUGUUUCAACACCAGAACUCGCUCUCUUAGCCAGCUGGAUACACACCUGCCAUAUCGAUCAAUGGCCUUGAGAGGACACACAUUCCUCCCAGAUGUUUAUCUGCUAGACAAUGAAGGUAACGUGAUGCACAUGCAGGUUACCAAUACGGAUGGUGAAAUCAAGAUCGAGAUUAAAUCCACUGCGAAAUGGCUUAACUUUGACAUUAGCUUUCGCUUUGGCGUCGUACACCGAGAUGGAGGCUUGCUGUGUUUUGCAAAAGAUGGAAUCAGAAAAUUUAACCUAACCGACAAUAGAGAAGACGACAGUGCAUUAUAUGAGCCACCCAGAAAUGGAGAAGUGUGGAACAUACUUGGAUGAGACUAUCCUUGUACUAUAUACAGAUCUACGCAACAUACUAGCGUGUUCUGUUGUUGUUGUUGGUUUUGUUUUUUAACAUAAGCAAACAAUUCAUUACGUUUCUUGUUCAGGUGUAUUGGGGGGCAUGCUAAAACAUAAAAAUGUUAUGGUUAUAUAUUUUAUGAAACAUUGUGGUAAAAUAUGAUUAAUAUCAAAGCACGAAUCAUAUCUACAUAGCAUUGAUGUUCUGAAGAUAACGUUUCAACAUGUCUGUGUUCGUGGUUGAUGUUAGUAUCAAUAUUGUUAGGUACUCCAUAGAAACACUAUAGAUGGUCCAGCUGGUUUCUCGGAGUCGGAAAACAGCUAUGUUUGAUCAACUGGUGAACUCGUAACUCCCAUGCACGUACCCCUUGAAACAGAUACUCCUGAAAGGGUGUGUGACGGAACAUGCUCUUAAUUUUGUUUCCGCCUGUGGCGAUAUUAAUUGUGUUAGAGGGCCGUGCGCAUUCCAAUAUGCACUUAGCGCAGGUGCUGAG